This is a messenger RNA of Rotaria sp. Silwood1, 732 nucleotides long. The record is from the annotation of a GenBank genome assembly. Lineage: Eukaryota; Metazoa; Rotifera; Eurotatoria; Philodinida; Philodinidae.
AUGCUUGUUACAGCACUUCUCUGUAUUUUCGUUGGUCUUGCAAGUUCUCAAGAUUGGAGUAAGAAUCAUUGUGGCAGACGUCCAUUAAUAGCUCGUAGUGAUGAUGAUAAAGUUGUUGGUGGUAACCCAUCCGUACGUGGUGAUUGGCCAUGGUCGUGCUCUAUGCGUAGACCCACAAGUCACGUUUGUGGUGGCUCACUUAUUAAUGGUCAAUGGAUCAUUACUGCAGCACAUUGUGUAAGUACUAGUUUGGCUGCAAGUUCAUACAAAUGGCAUUGUGGUCUACAUGAACGAACCACAUUCAAUACGGAUAUAAACUUUGACAAUUACGUACUACCUGCCUGUUUUCCUGACAAAGAUGCUACUUAUGAAAAUCAAAUAUCAGUAGGUGCCGGAUGGGGUACACUAUAUUCUGGUGGAAGUCUUGCUACCGUUCAUAUGGAAGUUGAAAUGCCAGUUUUAACUGAUGAUGAAUGUAAAGCAAAAUAUGAGACAGAUAUGAUAGAUCCAGCACGUCAAGUUUGUGCUGGUAGACAUGGCGAAGGCAAAGAUACAUGUCAAGGUGAUUCAGGUGGUCCAUUAGUUGUUCAGCAUCCAAAUGGUCGUUGGUAUUUGAUUGGUUUGACAUCAUGGGGUUUCGGAUGUGGUAAUGGUGGUGUUUAUACUCGUACUUCAUAUUUCCGUGAUUGGGUUUUGCAAUAUGUUUCAACUCUUCCAACUGAUGCUGACUAA